AUGUGCAACACUGAAAAUUGCCAGAGAUGUCCUGAUCACGAAUGGCCAAAUGAGUCUAAAAACAAAUGUGUCAUCAGGAAUCAUGAGUUUUUCUCCUAUGAGACUGAUGUUCUUGCUUUAGUCUUUUCCAUCAUCUCCACAUUACUCUCUCUUAUAACUUUCUUUAUAAUUGGAAUAUUCUCUUUAUUCCAGAAAUCUCCCAUUGUCAGAGCCAAUAACCAGAACCUCAGCUUCAUUCUACUGACCUCUCUCAUGUUCAGCUUACUCUGUGUGUUUCUAUUCAUCGGUCGUCCAGUGGAUAUAACCUGCAUGCUACGACAAAUUUGCUUUGGGAUCUUCUUUACAGUUGCUGUGUCUUCUGUCCUGGCCAAGACCAUCAUAGUCUGCAUAGCAUUCAAGGCCACCAGACCUGACAGCUCCUGGAGAAAGUGUGUGGGAGUUAGGCUUCCUUAUUCUGUAGUGUUGGUCUGUUCAUCUAUUCAGGUUCUGAAUGCAGUUAUCUGGUUGUCAGUUUCUGCUCCAUAUCAAGAACUAAACCUGGAUUAUCCUGGGAAGAUCAUCCUCCAAUGUAAUGAAGGUUCCAUCUUGGCUUUUUACCUCAUGUUGGGUUAUAUGGGGCUUCUGGCGGCUUUAAGUUUUGUUCUGGCUUUUAUGGUGAGGACAUUACCUGACAUCUAUAAUGAAGCCAAGUUCAUCACCUUCAGCAUGCUGGUGUUCUGCAGUGUCUGGAUCUGCGCCAUCCCAGCCUAUCUGAGCAGUACAGGAAAGCACAUGGUCAUCGUAGAGAUAUUUGCUAUAUUGUCCUCAGGAGGUGGAAUAUUGAGCUGCAUGUUUUUACCUAAAUGUUAUAAUAUCCUGAUAAAACCUGAAGUGAGCAGUAAAUGA
Messenger RNA from Bufo bufo (common toad), 885 nucleotides. RefSeq names its product vomeronasal type-2 receptor 26-like. The record is from RefSeq and is a predicted model, not a curated record. Gene Ontology annotation, cellular component: membrane. Gene Ontology annotation, biological process: G protein-coupled receptor signaling pathway. Gene Ontology annotation, molecular function: G protein-coupled receptor activity. The transcript has 2 exons. The coding region runs from base 1 to 885 and encodes 294 amino acids. Lineage: Eukaryota; Metazoa; Chordata; Amphibia; Anura; Bufonidae.